Molecule: messenger RNA, 1758 nt
Organism: Guillardia theta CCMP2712
Lineage: Eukaryota; Cryptophyceae; Pyrenomonadales; Geminigeraceae
Exons: 4
Coding region: 1-1758 (585 amino acids)
Source: RefSeq, a predicted model, not a curated record
AUGUCUGAUUCGUACAACGACCCUCAAAAUCAGAGCACUGAUUCGGAAGGAGAAGAUCUGAUCAUCACCGAGACAAGUGAGGACGAUGUAGUGAACCAAAGAAUGCCAAGUAUGACGCUGGAUUUGGACUACAAAUUGCGAAUUCAAGUACUCGACUUUGGCGGAAAUUCAAGUAUUCAGACCAGCAAGAUGGAUGUCAAUCUCUCAGACGACGUGUUGACCAAGGUGUUGAAGGUUGCAUCUGAAAACAAACUACUUAAACCAAUUUGUGGAGCAUUGAACAAACAACGUAAAUUGCGUUUACUUCCAGGGAGAAGUGGUCCGAUCUCAGAUUGUGUCGUGCAACCGGGUGACACUUUCCGAUACAUCGCCAGUUUGUUCGAGAUUCGCUGUCCUUAUCAUGUCCCACAGACCAUUUUCUUCCAAGUUAACACAACAAAUUCUCAAAGAGCUGCAAGAGAGUCUUCCAAGACUGUGACGAUCUCAGAGAUCCCAUGUUUUUUUCUACAUUUCUACAACUCUCACUUCAUCGGAGAUUUCCUCGCAGCAAACGGAAGAUGGAACAGGACAGAGGAAAUCUACUUCAACAAGUCAGAAGUUGGACUUGUGCUGAGACGUCGUUUCCGUGCGGUUGAAAGUUCAAGCAUCAAGGGUGACAGGAAGAUCGACACGAAGUCCGAGAAAUCUGGUGAAUCUAUCACGCCUUCAAAAGUAUCUGUCACAUUGCAUUAUCCCGGGGAGCUUGUUGUGAGUAGCUGGCAACGAGCAAAUGCAGAGGGUGGGAAGCAGAACGCACAUAUCUCCUCUUACUCUCUCGUUGCAAGAAGGAUCAUGCGAACCUGCAAACCUAAGUUGCAUGGAACCGUUCUAACUCUUAAUCUCACUCCCUUGCUCGAUUUUAUCGGUUGCAUUUUUGUGUGCCUUGCUGGAUUCACGCAGAAUGAAGAGCAUCUGAAGAAGCAGUAUAUGUUCAUCAAUCGAAUUAGGCAGAUAUCUUGCGUGUCCAACUGUCUGCAACCUAUCUUGGCAGAGUUGACGUGGAUUCUACAGCAAUUCUUCAACACGAUACCUGAGAUGACCUACACCUUUGAAUCGGAGGAUUUGAAGGGUUACAAUAUUACCAAAAAAAGCUCUGAGAAAAUCGCUGAGCACAUCGAUUUUGUGGCAGCCCUGAAAUCUUCUGAGAGUGGCGGCCGUUGCGACAUAAAGAAGCUCAGCUUACUCAUAGCACGACAUUUGUACCUUUGGGGCCCAGAGGGCUCAGAUCAGUCGCCUGAUGUUGGGUAUGACCCCAAAAAACAAACUUCUUUGAGUGAACAAUACGUCAAGGAAAGUAUUGACGAUAUGAUUGCGCUCUUCAAGAAGGAGAUUGAUAACAAACAUUCAAACAAAGAAGCGUUCAGAGAACUCUUGGAAGAAUUUGAGGGCAAUGUGGAAGGAAAGAUAACACACGAGAUGAAAUCUAUCAACAAAACCAUUCGAAAGUGGAAGAGACAGCAACAGGAUUUCUACAACAAGCACGCGGAUGUAUUAGACCUUUGGUCUAAAAAAGUCACCAUGCCCUUCAAACAACCAGUGGAAAGAAAAGCGCCAGCUGAUGUCAAACAUAUUAGUAAGGAACUGAUCCAAGAGAUAGAUGAGACCUCGGAUGAGUUGCAGAACUUUCAAUUCAGCGAGACUGCUGAUGUUGUCACGUUGACUCUCAAACUCAGACAUCUGAGCAACAACCUUUCUUCUUACAUUCAUAAACUAACAUAA